AAAUAUGUGUGGAGACUUAGAGAGCUAAAUUUCGAUUAUGUACUGUGCAAUCCGUCCAGCUCCUAUUUUCUGUACUCGCUUUCGGUACCUUGCUUCGUUUGGGAAUAAGGGCAAAAGGAGCAUCUCAACUACAGUGAAAAUGAGGUUGGUGGGAUUGACCGGUGGAAUAGCGUCGGGGAAGAGUACGGUCUCCAAUCUUUUCAAAUCCCAUGGAGUUCCCGUCGUUGACGCCGAUCUAGUCGCUCGGGAUGUUCUAAAGAAAGACACUGGUGGCUAUAAUAAGGUUGUUGCAGCAUUUGGAGAGGAAAUCUUAGAAGCAGAUGGGGAAGUGGAUAGGCCAAAACUGGGCCAGAUAGUGUUCUCUGAUAAUGCAAAACGUCAACUUCUUAAUCGGCUUUUGGCUCCCUAUAUUUCUUCUGGCAUCUUUUGUGAAAGUUUGAAGCUUUGGUUGAAGGGGUAUAAGGUAAUUGUCCUUGACAUCCCAUUGCUAUUUGAGACCAAAAUGGAUAAGUGGACAAAGCCAGUUGUUGUUGUAUGGGUUGAUACUGAAACACAGCUUCAGCGGCUCAUGGCAAGAGAUGGAUCCACUGAGGAGGAUGCCAGAAAUAGGAUAAAUGCUCAGAUGGCCAUGGAUUUAAAAAGGUCCAAGGCUGACAUUGUCAUUGAUAACACUGGCUCGUUAGAGGACUUGGAGGAACAAUUCCGGAAGGUAUUAUUCCAGGUUACUAGACCCCUGACAUGGUCUGAAUUCUGGCUUUCAAGACAAGGUGCCUUGACAGCUCUUAUUUCCUUUGGAAUUGUGGUUGUUGUAGGAAAAAUUGUUAGCGGGAUAUUAUAAACAAAAAUUUUCAGGCUUUUAAAAUUUUGUAUCAUUUCAUGCUUGUUGUUUUGGUAAUAAAAGGGGGCGCUGCACCACCUACAAAAGACCCGAAAGUGGGUAAGCUACCCCAACACAAUCACUAGAAAGCAUACCUGGGAUUCAUUGAGGAGAAGAAUACCGAAAUACAAAGAAAAAGCAUGGCUUCCAAGCCAAUCUGUGGCAUGGUUCCCAUACCUCUGCUCAGAGAAGCAGAACAUCAGCCAAUAUGCAUUGCAAGGCGCCAAAGCCACCUACACCAGGCACCAAUCAUUGACAGAACACCAGGGCUUUUUUCCCCUUCCAUCUCAAGCUACUUGUAGUUUCCUGUAACUUUCAUUUGUUUAUGGACCUUUAUGUGAAAAAAGCACUCUCAAUGGCAAUAGUUUUAACUUAGUAAA
This is a messenger RNA of Hevea brasiliensis (rubber tree), 1257 nucleotides long. RefSeq names its product dephospho-CoA kinase. NCBI's taxonomy places the organism in Eukaryota, Viridiplantae, Streptophyta, Magnoliopsida, Malpighiales, Euphorbiaceae. The transcript is spliced from 3 exons. The record is from RefSeq and is a predicted model, not a curated record. The coding region runs from base 38 to 838 and encodes 266 amino acids. Gene Ontology annotation, molecular function: dephospho-CoA kinase activity; ATP binding. Gene Ontology annotation, biological process: coenzyme A biosynthetic process.